AUGGUACAUGGGCACAGCUUCCAUCACGUUGUUGCAAGUCUUCUCAUACUUGGGUUGUCUGGGGCAACAAAGAAGGAUACAGCAGUAAAAAACAAUUCUGGAGUGAAGCCUGCAGGUCAAUGUGGAACGUGGGUGAAAGAAGCAGAAGGAGGGCUCUUCACUUCUCCCAAUUACCCAAACAAAUACCCCCCAGACACAGAGUGUGUUUACAUCCUUGAAGCCCCCCCAAGGCAGUGUAUCGAUCUACAUUUUGAGGAGAAUUAUUCAAUCGAGUCCUCUUGGGAAUGUAAAUUUGACAACAUCGAAGUUCGGGAUGGACCAUUUGGCUUCUCCCCAAUUCUUGGACGGUACUGCGGUCAGCACAGCCCGCCUGAUAUUAGGAGUGGUGGCCGAUAUCUGUGGAUAAAAUUUGUAACAGAUGGUGAACUGGAAGCGGUGGGAUUUUCAGCAAGUUACAAUUUCACUGCAGAUCCAGACUUUGUAGACUUGGGAAUACCCCCACCUCUGCCCUCCUGUCAGUAUGACAUGGUUGGUCCAGAAGGUAUCGUUGAGUCUCAUCAGAUCACCAGAGACGGGAAGGCUGGUGCUGCCGAGGCCGUCGACUGUAAAUGGUAUAUCCGUGCUCCGCCACGCUCCAAGAUCUACCUGCGUUUUCUCGACUAUGAGAUGGCCAAUUCCAAUGAAUGCAAGCGCAACUUUGUGGCUGUUUAUGAUGGUGGCAGCUCAGUAGAAGACCUGAAGAGCAAGUUCUGCUCCACGGUGGCCAAUGACAUCAUGCUGGUUUCCACGCUGGGUGUCAUCCGCAUGUGGGCGGACGAGGCCAGCCGCAAAAGUCGCUUCCGCAUCCUUUUCACAACCUACCAAGAACCUCCAUGUGAUGCAGAUGCCUUCUUCUGUCACAGUAACAUGUGCAUAAACAACACACUAGUGUGUAAUGGCAUGCAGAACUGUGUCUACCCCUGGGAUGAGAACCAAUGUAAAGAGAAGAGGAAAGCCAACAUCCUGGACAGUCUGAACAACACAAAUGGGACCAUAAUUGGCGUCACCUGUUGCAUCGUCCUCAUCCUCCUCAUCGUCUCUGUCAUCGUCCAGAUCAAGCAGCCACGAAAAAAGUACAUCCUCCGGCGUGAGGACUUUGACCCCACCAUGUUCCAGGAGGUUUUUGAGCCACCUCACUAUGAGCUGUGUACUUUACGGAGUGCCACCACAGCUGCAGCGGCCUCAGCAGACUUAGUUGACCUGGCAGAUGACUUUGAGAACUACCAUGCCCUUCGCCGUGCCUCCUCCCGCUGCGUCCAUGAUCACCACUGUGGGUCCUCCUCCAACCCUGGCUCCGCCCACAUAUCACAGCUGUCACUCAGUGGACGAGGAAGCCGUGGAAACUUGAGUGCUCGUGAUGGAGCAGCAGCCACUCUGCUCACAGACCUUCCACAGCCGCCCAUGGCAGUGCGGCCUUUGCUGCCAGCCACAGGAAACCGUAGGAGCAUCUUGGUCAUGAAGCACAGCUACUCGCAAGAGGCAGCGGAAAAUGGAUGUGACCUGGACGAUGACCUGGAAGAGGUUCCCACCACCAGCCACCGGCUUUCACGCCACGAAAAGGCAGUACAGCGAUACAUCAGACAGGUGCAUCACUCCUCUACAUCUUGCCAAGUUUGACAGCAUUUGGAGCUAAGGUUUCUCUCCCUUGUGCAACUUGAGUGAACUGUUGCCCUGAGCAACUUUAGCAAUGUAGUGUUGUGAUGAGAAAUUUUAAAAAAGGAAAAAAAAAAACAACACCAAAAGUUUUAUGAUGUAUGCAUCAAAUUUUUCUUCUUUGCUUUGGACUGCCAAGGUGCAUUUUCCCUACCUGUGCUCCACAACUGGCUGGAGUUGAUGAGCCAUGGAACACUGAUAAUUUAGGAUACAGAUUUUUUUUUGUUUUUGGAAUAGAGUACCUUUAAUGUAAAAUUGUUCAUGGAGGGGGAAAAAACAGAAUCAGUUUUUUAAAGAUAAUUUUCAUGUAACCAUUAAAAUAUGAAAUUGCCUCUUUCAGCUGCUGUAUUUACAUUAUAUUUCUUAUUUUGAUGUCAUGUCUUUAUAGUAGAGUAUCAGGUUGUUUUUAUAUCUAAAGAAUUACUGAAAGCCCUGUUGAGAAAACAAAAGAACAGGAUGUAAGAAAUAAAGUGAUGUGAAAUUUCAUAAAUGGGUGCAAACAUACUGACCUAUCAACUAACUUUUAUUUAUUCCAUCUUUUACUGAUGUCAGAACAUUACUUAUUUAUAUGUAUUUCUGUCUUUCUCCUUUUCAAAUUUCAUUGGUGUUUUUUU
Xiphias gladius (swordfish) is the source of this 2306-nucleotide messenger RNA. RefSeq names its product neuropilin (NRP) and tolloid (TLL)-like 1, like (gene neto1l). Gene Ontology annotation, molecular function: protein binding. Bases 1 to 1656 code for a protein of 551 amino acids. NCBI's taxonomy places the organism in Eukaryota, Metazoa, Chordata, Actinopteri, Istiophoriformes, Xiphiidae. The transcript is spliced from 11 exons. The record is from RefSeq and is a predicted model, not a curated record.